AUGGCGCGGUCAUUCGUAUUCCUGAUGAGCAUUUUGGUGCUUGCUACAGCAGCCACUGCACGCGAGCUUCACCUACCGGCCGACAUCUACGACAACGCCGCCGGAGAGUGGAGUGUGGAGGUGGUGUCGUUGUGCCGGUUACCGCUACUAGGGAUUGUGACGUUUAAGAACACCACCGCCGUCGUCGCGUGGCAAGAGGAAGGGGCGCCUGAAAUGAGAAUCAGCAGGCAGUCGACCAAGUCGUCGAUGAGCGUUUCAGCGCUCGCUGAGUUUUUGACGAAGGACAAUCAGAAGCUCUUUUACGCUGUGUGCGAGUCCCAGGAAAACUACCUUGCUACCUCACGGCGACCGGCCCAGGUGGCUGGUAUGACCACAACCUACAUGAAGACUUACUCUGGCGUGCUGGGUCGCUCUUCCGAUGAGAGCACCUGUGACAGUGUCAGCGAGCACACUAUUGCCAUUCAGGCUUUGGGGGCCCCCUUCAAGCGGAGCAAAGGCAAGGAAUGGCGCAUGCAGGAGUCCCUGUAUGUAAUUGAGAUAAUUAUCGAUACGAGGAACAUAAAGGGAGGGUGCGCGGGCACUGGGGUGUCGGACACCGCGCUGGCGAACAAGAAGCGAUCCUGGAAGCGCCGUGCGCACCGAACACUGAGCUCCAGCGCUGUUGUCUCUAAGGCGGACGAAAUGACGGCUGAAAACGGCAUUGUGACGCUGCGCUUUAUUCGCCGCUCGGAAGCACAUCAGCCGUGGUUCUUACGCUACUACACCUCCAUCUUAUUUGCGACCAUCUUCAUCACGUAUCGCGUUGUGCAUUCUUUUUUUUCCGCUCGAGCAGCAAAGUCCUGA
This is a messenger RNA of Leishmania braziliensis MHOM/BR/75/M2904, 843 nucleotides long. RefSeq lists its product as hypothetical. Bases 1 to 843 code for a protein of 280 amino acids. The record is from RefSeq and is a predicted model, not a curated record. Lineage: Eukaryota; Euglenozoa; Kinetoplastea; Trypanosomatida; Trypanosomatidae. The transcript has a single exon.